Messenger RNA from Astrephomene gubernaculifera, 1295 nucleotides. The record is from the annotation of a GenBank genome assembly. Lineage: Eukaryota; Viridiplantae; Chlorophyta; Chlorophyceae; Chlamydomonadales; Astrephomenaceae.
CUCCUGUUUAAUUAUCUCUCACAUAUGUUCAAGCUCGCAAACGCUUAAUCUACGGCAUUGACAUCUCGACAUUCUGGUAAUCGCGAUGCUUACCCAGCGCCAAAUGCUUCGCCCACAAGCCCGCAGCUACAGCUGCAGGCGCCCGGUCAAAUGCUUUGCAUCUGCCUCGGUUACAACAGUCGCCCGUCCCACCCAAACCGCUAGCGAGGCGCCAAUCGAGGUUGAUGUGGAAGCCCUUAAUAAGCGCCUUGAAGCCCGUGCUAAAGCCAUGAUCCAACUGGAGGAGCAAGAGGUAGCAACCAGGACGAAGGUUAAAUUCAUCCUGAAACAGCGGGUCGGACUCGGCGAGUCGUGGAAGAUGGUCGGCAAAUGCCCAGAACUAGGCAGUAUGGUGCCCGAAGUUGCUCCAUACAUGCAAUGGAAUAAUGGCGACGUCUGGACCUACGAGGCAAAGAUUCGUCCCGGCACCUUCACGUACAAGGCAGUGCUGCGCAAGCCGGAUGGGCAGUACCUGUGGGAGGAUGGCAAGGAUCGCACAUUGGAGGUACCCGUCGAUGCACCGGCGAUGGAGGUGGACAUUGCGAACGUCAGGUUCCCUUGAGCGACCCUUGAGCGAAGGGUUCCCUUGAGCUUUAAGCAGCCGGGGGGAAAGGCAUUGGAGGUGUGUCCGGCCACGCUGUUGCCGCUGGCAACUGGCCAAUGUGCAGGUUACGCAGGGGAUGAUGCAGGUCAGCCCCGGUUUUAUUCUUUCAUUAGCUCCCAGCACUUGUGUUAUUUUAUUAUCAAAUUUCCCGCAAAAGUAUGAAAUGGCUUGCUUCUGUAUUAUUAGCGAUGGGGACUCGUCGAUUUAGUGGCGGCACCGUUUGGGGUGGCACGAGGGGAAGACGACCCAAGGUGCGGACACGCUUAUGGAUGAUGCAUUGUGUUGUAACCCAUUCUCGUAAAUUGCAUGCAGGUUGUGUUGCAUGUUGCAUUUCGACUUGGGUAGGACGAGAUACGUGUUGGCAGGGUUCGGGAUGGAGGAUUUGUGUCUAGCCGAGGACUUGGUAUCUAGCUAAAGGCAAGUGAGGUUGCGCACUUGGCAUCUAACAUUGUUUCAUUUCGUUGUACAAGGGAUGACGGUUCAAUGACGUGCAAUAACCAGUCAACUGUGCCAAAUCUGGGCUGUUUGACAGAGCGAAGCUUAAGACUUAAGAGUUAACGCUAACAUGUUUUACGUGCCCUGUUCCCCGGGCGGAAAGCGGGUGUCAAGGAUUCCCAUAUUCCACAGCAUCCACGUUAGUGGGAUCAGUGAC